Tyto alba (common barn owl) is the source of this 7605-nucleotide messenger RNA. It is a transcript of the gene ITGAE, whose product is annotated as integrin subunit alpha E. The coding region runs from base 285 to 4034 and encodes 1249 amino acids. Lineage: Eukaryota; Metazoa; Chordata; Aves; Strigiformes; Tytonidae. Gene Ontology annotation, cellular component: integrin complex; external side of plasma membrane. The record is from RefSeq and is a predicted model, not a curated record. Gene Ontology annotation, molecular function: integrin binding. The transcript is spliced from 39 exons. Gene Ontology annotation, biological process: integrin-mediated signaling pathway; cell-matrix adhesion; cell adhesion mediated by integrin.
CAGGUCUUUAUGAAUGCAUGUGGCCUGAGGUCAUGUAGCUUCUCCCUUUCUACAACUGUUAGCACAGGAUUUUGGCUACUUCCUCAGUAGACAAGGGGCUGGGCAGGCUGAGGAAGUGCACUGUUUUGCAGGAGGAGAUCCAGUGCCAGGAGAUACCUCUGCGAGGAAAUAUUAAAGGGUCCAAAAACGUCCAGGAUGGUGGCAUAUCUGUUGACAGGAAUUCAGAUUGGAUCCUGGCUUGCCUGCAGAAGAAGCGCCGCCGAGCCUUCACCUCUACUGAGGACAUGAAUGGAGUCUGUACUCUGCUCACCGCCGACUUGCGCAGCACAGCGUUCCUCAACCUCACCAAGAUGGUUGAGACCAAAUUAAAUGGCAUUCAAAGUAAAAACAACAAAGCCGUGAUUACUGACACCAGCAGCUCUAUCAGCACAGACACCAGCAGUGCUUGUGGUGAGCUCUUCAGCAGUGCAGGAAACAACCGCAUGUGCAAAGAACUGGGAACAGAAAUUGCUGUCAUUCUCGGUGGAUCAGAAAACACCACGUCAGAUGAUUUCCAAAAUGCGAAGACUUCUAUCCUCAAUAUGAUGAAGUCAAUGUGGCAGAAAUGCUCGAAGAUCAGGUUUGCUGUGGUGCAGUAUGGAGCACAGAUCCAAACUGAACUGAGCCUGCAAGAAAGCUGCAACAGACUAACUGCUUUCUUCAAAGUUCGAAACAUCAAGCAGCAGAGCUCACAGACUGACAUUGCAGCCACACUGCAGCACAUGUUGGAUAAAGUCUUUGAAAGCAAUGACUCCAGCCAGACUGAUAACAAAAUAAUCAUUGUCAUGGCAUCUGGGCAAGUGUUUCUGGAAAACCAUAGAUUGAGAAAUGUGAUGAAGUCCCUGGAAAUGGCUAUGGUCAAACUCUAUGUUCCUGGGAUUGGAGAGUUCAUAAGCAACCAGUGGGUCUCAGAAGAGCUGCAGAAAGUUAGAGGUGACUGGUUCGUGCUGUCCACAUAUGAAGAUUUUGACAGUUUCCUUUCGGAGUUGGAGAGAGAGACUCUGAGUGAUUCAGCUGAAAAUAUUCCAACUGAAGCACCAGAGCACAGAAACAUUAAUGACAGUGGUGACAGCAAGCUCCCUUCCUGGAUGGAGGAGGACAAAGAGGAGGAGGAGGAGGAGGAAAAUGGGUUGCCUUCUGGAACAGAGAUUGCUUUUAUUCUGGAUGGAUCAGGGAGCAUUGAGCCAGAGGAUUUUGAAAGAGCAAAAGCGUUCAUUCACAAGAUGAUGAAAACACUGUAUGAGAAGUGCUUUGAGUGCAAUUUUGCAGUGGUACAGUAUGGUUUUGAAAUCAGAACUGAAUUCGACCUGCGAGAAAACUGGGAUCCUCAUGCCACCCUACAGAAAGUACUUGAUAUUGUGCAGGUGUGCAAUGUGACAAAAACAGCAUCUGCCAUGCAGCAUGUCCUAGAUUCUAUCUUCACUGAAAGUCACGGGUCCCGCAAGGAUGCAGCCAAGGUCAUGAUUGUGCUUACAGAUGGGGAGAUACUCCUGGAUGAAAUGAACUUGACAACAGUGAUAAACUCACCCAAAAUGUCAGGAAUCGAGCGCUAUGCCAUUGGGGUGGGAGAUGCCUUCAAAAAACCAAAGGCCCUAAGUGAAUUGAAGUUAAUUGCAUCUGGUCCAGGUGACAGUCAUGUAUUUCAUGUGACCAAUUAUUCAGCAUUAGAUGGGCUGCUUUCAACCCUGCAGCAGAAUAUUAUUGGUAUAGAAGGUAUGCAGGGUGAUGCUCUGGAAUAUGAGCUUGCACAGGCUGGUUUCAAUGUGCAGAUCUUGGAUAAGCAAGUCUUAAUGUUUGGUGCAGUGGGAGCCUUUGACUGGUCUGGUGGAAUUCUGCUGUAUGAUCUGGCAACCAAGACUGCUGUUUUUCUGAAUGAAUCUAAAGAAGCAGCCAAAAAAGCAAAAUACAGUUACCUAGGGUACAGUGUGGCAGUAGUGCACACAGAGUAUGGACCCUUGUAUGUGGCUGGAGCUCCACGGCACAGCAUGAGAGGGAAAGUGUUGGUGUUUCAGGAUGGCUACUUAAAACAAACCCUGCAAGGAGAACAGGUUGGAUCUUAUUUUGGAUCUGAGCUCUGCCCACUUGAUGUGAACCAUGAUGGGGUGACAGAUCUUCUCCUUGUUGGAGCUCCAUUUUAUCAUAUUCAAGGAGAAGAAGGAAGGGUUUACGUCUAUCGCCUGGAGACAGAGACUGGUUCAUUUACCUUGAAAGGACACUUGAAUGUGCAGGUGACCUCUCCUUUUGCAAGGUUUGGGUUUGCUGUGGCCAGCAUUGGAGACAUCAAUGGGGAUGGAUAUGAGGAUAUUGCAGUUGGAGCCCCCCUUGAAGACUGGCUUUCAAACAGUUCCUCUUUUGGCAGCAUUUACAUCUUUAAUGGUGAUAAAGACAAAAUCAAGAGCUCUUUUUCUCAAAGAGUAAAAGCCUCUGAAAUUUCUUCAGGACUCAAGUAUUUUGGACAAUCCAUUGAUGGUGGCUUUGAUUUCACUAAUGAUGGUCUCCAAGAUAUUACAGUAGGAUCACUGGAGGACGUGAUUGUGCUCCGCUCAAGACCAGUUGUCCACUUUCUCACCAGCAUGAGAUUCAACCCUGAGGGAAUCCCGGGUUUCCAAAAUAACAGCAUUGUUACAGCAAAACUGUGUUUUGAUACAGUAUCAGCUUUACCUGUGUCUCAACAAGUGGACUUAGAUGUGAAAAUGGCAAAGAGAAGAGUACAGUUUGAAGAUCAGAGCACCACAAGAAGGGGAAAGCUGUUGGUCAGCAAGCACAUGUGCUCUGAGCUGCAGCUUUACACGAUGCCAUGUGAAUUUGACUGUUUUUCCAGUGUUUUUCUGAGAGUUAAACAUGAGCUCUAUAAGAAAAAUAAAAACAUGGAGUUUGCUGUUCCUGUGCUGGAUAGAUACCAGCCAUCAGAAAUGCUUUUUCAGUUGCCUUACAAGGAGGACUGCAACAAGACCAUCUGUACUGCUCAUUUGACUUUGACAAGUCAGAUUCAAAAGGAAUUAGUGGUGGGCCACACUAAAGAAGUGACCAUGAAUGUUUCAUUAACAAACAGUGGAGAUGACUCAUACAUGACAACUAUGGUCUUGAACUAUCCUAAAAACCUACAUUUUAAGAAGGUGUCUGUUGAGCCAUCCUCUCCUGCUGUUCACUGUGGCCAACCAAUACCAUUAACUUCUGUAGGCUUAUCCUGUAACUGCAGAAUUGGGCAUCCAGUAUUCAAGAUGACAACUGCAAAAUUUUCAGUGAUUUGGCAAUUAGGUGAAAGCCUAUUCCAAAAUAAGUCUGCAAUCACCAUUAGUAUCACCAACAUAAAUGAAAAUAGCACCAUUCUGACUGAAGAACACAUCCUUGAUGUCAGAUAUGCAUUCACGGCAGUCCUGACCAAACCAGUCUCUUUAAUGUACGUGAAUGUUAGCGAAGGACUUCUUGAAAACAAAGAAUUCAGAUUUAAUAUAAAUGGAGAAAAUCGCUUUAAUGCUACCAUCAAGUUACAGAUUUGGGUUCCUAUCAGUAUACAAGGUCACAACAUAAUAACGGUCAAAAAUGCAUCAGGAACACAGGAGGCGACGCGGUGCGGGGUCAGCGAGGAGCCGGUGCUGUGGGGGUAUUCCGGCGGUGCGGAGCCAGAGGGCAUUCGGGACGUGCAGUAUCGGUGCGUGCACUGCUCCAUCCGGGCUGACAGAGACAAUAUCACCGUGACAGCAGAAUUGUCUUUAAAGAGCUCGCAUCAGUUCUUAGAAAGCAGAACUGCUCUGCUGAUCCCUGGAAAAAUCACCUUCAACAAAGAACUAUAUCUGGGCCUGAAAGAAGAGAAUCAUAACGCUGAGAUUACUCUCGUCUUCCUGAAAGAUGAAGUGUUUGAUCUCUUGCCUGUUAUCAUAGGAAGCUGUGUUGGUGGACUUCUCUUGCUGGCGUUCAUUAUUCUGCUCCUCUGGAAAUGUGGCUUUUUCAAAAGAAACUAUAAAACUAAGAUGGAGCAAGAAGAGACCUCCUGAAGACUAAGCUGGACAAAGCAGAAAGUUCUGUAUUCUUUCACCAGCUUUUUGGAAAAAAGAGCCUCUCUCUUUGACAGAGUUAGUCAGGCCGAGAAGCGAAACAAUUCAUAUUCCCUGGUAGAGCUAUGGCACAUUGGACCUUGGGACUCUCCCAAUUUCAUGUUUUGACCGUAGGGGCCCAGCUCUUUUGGGCAAUCCAGUUGUCUGCUUGUUUAAUUUGAACUGACUGUUUAUCAUGGAGGGACUGCAUGGUAUUGAUAAACUAGACUCCCCAUGAGAAAUUUUGCUUUAUUGUAGGUAUGCUAGGGAAAAUUCAUCUUGGAGCCUGAUAGAUUUAUGUAUUGGAUUGCAGUCUUACUUACUGUGAUGCUGAGUUGUUCUUAAAUUGAUUUUAGUACUGAGUAGCUUUAGAAUAGGUUGAAAUAGAAAUGGACUAGGGGAAGCUUCCCAUCCUGCUGUUGCUAACAAAAAGGGAGAGACAAGCAUUUUGUGCAUACAUACAUAGACAUGUGUAUAUAUAUACAAAUUUGUGCAUUUUAAUAUGAUUAUGUAUGUCCCCUGAUGUCUCUGGUUCUUGGAAUUGGAAGCAUGUGUACGUGGUGAUUAGUUUUUCAUACCUCACAAUCUUAUUUCUGAUUUUCCAUUUUCAGUUGCUUUCAGAUCCUGAUUUGAUCACAGAUAAAAACAUGUGUCAUGGACCUCCUUGCCAGUUCAGACAGACUUCUAUACCGGGAGAUAUUUCCUCAAGUUAGCAUGAUUCACCACACCUGAAUCCAGUGCAGAGCAGAGCAGUGUGAUGCUAUGUUGCCAUCCUCCCUGCUGGAUGUGUGAUAGAAAGUAGGGUGAAUCAUGAGCAGUCUCAUUUUACCAGCUGCGUAUUAUAAGUAAUUGCAGUUUACAGGGUUGGGGGAAGGAAGGUACCUAACGAAACCCUGUGGCUGGCUGUAGCCAGUACCAGCUGUUUUCUUUCCUGAGCAAUGAAAUGAUCUCAGGGUCCCUCAGGUGUUUGCUGUUUCCAAAGAAGGGCAAGUACAGACACUUGAUCCUCUUCCUUUCUUUUGCUUUUUCUAUCCCUAAUUGCAUAGCUGUUUUAUUUCUGUUGUGUUUGGCCAACCAUAAACCCCACAAAGAUUUUUCAUUCAGACCUUCAGAAGACAAAACAGUUCCUGUCUUCUUUGGCUUAAUAGAUAUGCCUGAUGGAAAAGCAAAGUUAACAAGCAACCUGUGGCCUUCAUUGAAGUUUCCUUGUAACAUUCCUGUCUGGUACCCAAGUAGUGCUAUUAAUACCUCUCUACAUUACAGGGAUCACUUUCCUGAUGGGAUGGGCAUCCUGCAGGCUGUACAAGCCUGGGUGUGUCCUAGCUCUAAACCUGGCUGCCAAACAGCUAGAAGUUAAAGGUGCUAAGCACACUGGCCUGCCUGCUUAGGACAAAAGUAAGAGGUACCACAGCAAAAUAUUGUUUGAGUAAUAUAAGGCCCCUGUGUGACUUUCAACAGUGCAAGAGAGAGAGGUGCAGAGAUCUUGUUCUGGCAUCCAGCUCAUUCAGCAGCUGAAGCCAUUCUUCUGGCUUGAAUUUCUUCCUCUCUCCUCCCUGGCUGGUUGUAGAGUUCUUUGGAGCUGCAUACAGAAUGAGUCACUCCAAAUCUGCUUACAAGUGCCAAGGGACUGAGGAAAUGAGACUUCCUAGGUGAGAGCUCCGAAAGGAAAUUCAUGUCUGAACCAAAGAACCACCUGGGUCAGGUUUUUGUCAUAACACCUCUGUACUAUUUGGAAAGAAAUGUGUUUUGCCUGGUCUGAAUGGCUUUAUUGUCACUCCUGUUUGUGUAAAUCCUCUUUUUUGUGGUAUUUUUAAUUGCAUCUUCUUUGACAAUAAAUUCUUGCAAGAGAAGCCUGACUGUGUUGCACUUGCUGGCUGGAGGUGGUUUGUGCAUUUUGCUGUACCCUUUCCCAGCUGGCAUAGCUGGUCUCCAGGGCUACUCUUGAUCACCCAGUUCAGAUUUUGGCAGAGCCAUUACUAAGUUGUUCUUCUUUGCAUGUCCCUGUGUGGAAGGAUUUUUAUGAGAAAUUGAAUAAAUGGAAAGCAGAAGAUGCUGGGCUGGGAGAGAGAAUCCCUUUGAAGAGCUUUACGAAAGAGAGUAGCUCCAGAGGACACAGGAGUGACUGAGGUGGUGGCUUUAUAAGGAAGACACUUUUUCAAAGGUCUUGCACUGAGUGACACAUGAUGUGGACGACUGUCAGUGAAAGGACCACCGUGUACCAGUGGUUGGGGUCUUGCUGCCCGUCCUCCCUCCCAGAUCUCCAUUUCACAGCAAAGUUCUACCUGUUCUGAAGCACCUGGAGAUCUCUUACAGUCAGAUCAUACUUGAUCUGUUCUCCCAACACUGCUCAUUAGGUUGGAGUGGCUUGUUAUUCUACCUUUCUCUUGCUCUGCUGGGGAGAGAUGAUUGUCAACGCUGCUGGUAGCCCAGGAGAGCAAGAACAGAUGUUUGUUCUCUGCCCACUGACUGGUGCUGAUCAUCCAUCCCCAUCAGCUGUCUUGGCUCUGAAUCCUGGCUUGGCUCCAUCGCUCCAGAAUGAAUGAGCUAGAAUGGUGCUGCGCUGCUGCAAGCAGGUUGCUCUGACUCUCUGCCAGCUUGGCUAAACCACCUCCAGUGCGUCUGUGCAGCACAGCUGGGACACAUCAGCCUCUUGCCAGCAGGAACUGGUUUAGAGCAUCACCAGCCUGCAGAGCGAGGGCAAGGCCAGGUGCCGCGUGUUGCUCAUGAAAGCUUUGCCUCUGGAGGUCAAGUUCAAGUAAUGGCCUCUUCCUCAAGCACUUUCACUUCUUGGGUUGGGAGAGAGAAGUGGAUAAGCACUCUGGCUCAUGAUAACAGGACCUCCUGCACACUGUAUAGGACGUUCGAGGAUUGGGGGAGCAACCUGGAAUGCAUUCAGAGGCUGAAAAUUGUUCCCCUGCAAAAUGAGAAUAUAUUCUGGAAGUUCAGCAUGCUUUCGUUUCUGACUCCUACAGACAGGUUUAGAUGCUCCUGUGGAUAAUGACAGAAAGACUUUCCACAGAUUCCAUUUCUAGGCAAAAAAAGAUCUGAAUGUUUUUCUAAUACCUCCCGAAAGAAAGAUUUCCUUUUCCAUUGUGUCUGGGUGUUCAGUGGUACUAGUUAGAAGGACAAAUACUAAGGCUGAUUUUUUUUGCCAAUUUUUCAUUGGUAAGUGGAAACCUACUUAUUUACACUGCAAAGUCACAGUGAGGAUUAGAGGAGAAGCUGGGUGGAGCAUUUUUCACUGCAGGCUGCUCCCAUUUUUCUUUGUUUUGCGUCCAAGCCCAUUAUCUUCAGAAAGCAGCUUAUGUUUGAUGUCACUGAUUUCUGUGUGUUUCCGUGCACAUGAGCUGUGGUUUAAAAGCAACUUCCUCUUUCAACCUGUUCAACUCUUCCCCUUUUUUUUUUUUUUUUUUUUUAAUAGAUGUUGACCUACAAGUAUGAUACUAUGAAAAAGAACCACUAAUGGAGAGAGCUGACCUCUGCUUUUUCCACUGUUUGUUUCCUUGCCAAAAUAGUUUAUCUCCUAUUUACA